Molecule: messenger RNA, 2666 nt
Organism: Cyphomyrmex costatus
Lineage: Eukaryota; Metazoa; Arthropoda; Insecta; Hymenoptera; Formicidae
Product: forkhead box protein S1
Exons: 2
Coding region: 1-1620 (539 amino acids)
Biological process (GO): regulation of transcription by RNA polymerase II; cell differentiation; anatomical structure morphogenesis
Molecular function (GO): DNA-binding transcription factor activity, RNA polymerase II-specific; RNA polymerase II cis-regulatory region sequence-specific DNA binding
Source: RefSeq, a predicted model, not a curated record
AUGCCGCGGCCUUCGCGCGAUACCUACGGUGAUCAGAAACCACCCUACUCCUACAUAUCGCUCACGGCGAUGGCGAUAUGGUCGUCGAGGGACAAGAUGCUGCCGCUCGCCGAGAUUUACAAGUUCAUCGCCGACCGCUUCCCGUACUACAGGAAGGACACGCGACGAUGGCAGAACUCCUUGAGGCACAACUUGUCUUUCAACGAUUGCUUCAUCAAGGUACCACGCGGUCCACAUCGGCCAGGAAAGGGAGCCUACUGGGCCUUGCAUCCCGCCGCAUUGUCCAUGUUCGAGAACGGUUCGCUCCUCCGCCGACGGAAGCGUUUCAAGCUGCACAAGCCGGACAAGGAGCUGCUCAAGUCCGAGCUGCAGGCGCUCGCCUCGGCGAUGCCGCCGCCGUUACCACCUCCGCCGCCGCCGCCGCCGCCACCGCAGCCUCAGCCGCAUCCGGAACCGGUCGGGUCGACUGGCGGAAUCGUCGACGCGUGUCCCGGCAACGGUCUCAGCCUGGCGAAUCUUCAUCGUCUACGGGAUGACCUGCUCCGAUGGGAGAUACAGGAGAGGCGAAUGAUGGUCGCCACAGCCUCGAAUCACGGUGAUUUCACCGGCGCGGCCGGCUUCGGACGAUUCGACGCCGGUGCCACUGGCCUACCAGCUGGACCAACCGCGCCGGAAGCCGUCACCGCCGGCUACUAUCUCCUAUCACCCGAAGUGAGACAGAGACUCGCGGGUGGUGCUGCUACCGAUGGCAGUAACGAGAUUCUGAGGACGUACGAGGCCGCUGCGUUGCUGCACUCCGCCGCUUCUUGGAACUUCUCUGGCUUUCCGGCUGUUUCGCCGUCGUACGCGGUCACGCAGCUGCCGUAUAUCCAGCAGACUACCGCCAGCAGACAGGCGAUCCAUCCGACGCGGGAGAUGCGGGACGAGCGCCGUUUGUCGAGCGAUCGCGCUCUGGAGAACGGCAUCGCCGCUACCACCGGUAGAGAAAGCGAGACGAUUUUCACGGGGGCGGAGAACACUUACGAGAUGUCGGGCUACAACCGCGACAAACUCGCCGAGGAAGAGCCACUCUCGUCGUCCUCGUCCUCGUCCUCGUCGUCCAGAAUAAAUCUCUAUCGAAACACCGCCCUGACCACCGCCGCCUCGUCGCCACCGACGUCACCCACCUCCCCGAAUUCGCUCACGUCAACCAAGUCAUCCUAUCGCCACCUGUCGCCGAUCUCGAGCCUGGCCGUGGAGGUCGAGCGAACUCAGUUGCCCUCCAAUCGUGAGGACCAGGUCGUUUUGACGACGAAUACGGAGAAGAGGGUUAAGAAACCAUUCACUAUCGAGAACAUCAUCGCGCCCGACGACAACAACGAGGGUAGUGGCGACGGUGGUGGUAGUGGUGGUGUUGGUAGUGGUGGUGCUGGUGGUGGUGGUAGUGGUGGCAGUGGUGGUGGUGGUGGUGGUGGCGGUAUCGGUGUUGGUGUUGGUGACGAGGAAGCUUCGAGGUUGACCGAGGUUGAGCCGAUCGCGAAAAAGUCCUCGCUCCUCGUGCCAAGACCGCUUUACGCCGGGUACUCGAUGUCGAUCGCAACCACGGGUGUUCAGAGGCCGUCUUACGGCACCGCCACUUGAACUCUUUUCGCUGUCUCGAUCGAUUCGUUAUCGAAGGGAUUAGCUGAACGACGCGAGAAUUCAUGAUGAGCAGCGCGUCUUCGAAGAUCCUCUAAAGAGGAUGUUGGCUCAAAGAUACCGAGUGUGCUUUCGACACUUCUAUACCACGUUCCCUGGAUAUCGUGCCGUCUGCAUUAUCAUAUACAUUUCACCUUCACUUAUAUCUACACGGUGUCCUUCGGAAAAUGAGAGAAAAUGAUCCGCGGUACUCCUCUAUGUAUAGCUAUGCCCAAAUCAUGCCGAAUACAGCAUUCGCGUAAAUACACGCACCGAUAAGUGUAGAAAGUUCCGAUCAGAAUCUGUGUUAGAUAAGCGAAGGUGUAACGUAUUUAUGAGAACGCGUCCGCGAGAAUUGCUGUUUACUACUGACAUCGUAAAAUCGACACUAUCUUAUUACAUUAUUCAGUGGUAACGCGACGAAGUUCGAACGAGAGAUGAUCGUGGAUGCUUUUCUUUUUUCGAGCUCGAUCGCGACGUGAUCUUUCGUCCAAUUCACCGCGAAUCGAUGCGAUGCAGACGUGGGGGGGGGGGAGACAUCGUGGAUAAUCGACGUUAGUUCCUCGUUUUGUAAAGGCCGUUCUCUAAUCGGAAGGUCUUUGCUUGCUGAUAUUGGUUUUCGUCUCGUGCGCCGCGCAGACGAGAGUCGCUUGGUCUCUAAAACUUACGAAGUAAACUGUUCGCGAGCAGUUAGCUAGAAUUAUUCGUAAUUUACGGCUACCGUACGAGAGCGAUACCCCGAAUCGGCGACUUUCGCCUAUGUAAUUAACUAAUUAGACGAUCUCUAAACAAUUAGACGCGGGCGCGAGCACAGCUAUACCGACGUUAAGUUUAGCACACGAAAUUAACAACGCGAAGCUAAUUUUAGGAUUCAUAUAUGUACAAAUAUGAAUUUCGAAGGUUGGUUUUGUGCUGUGCAACUAUUUUAUUGGAACAUUUUAUACAAAAGGAACCGAAAGUGCCGGUCUUAAUUAUCACCAAUUUAAGAAGUUUACAUAGAAACUCUUCUC